AUGGCUUCGGUUCGAGCCGCUACCUCGAUCGAUUGGUCAAAAUUAACCAUAACCCUAGGUUUAAAGAAAGAAACUAUAGCAUCUUUACAGGCAUUUCGUAAGCGUAAUGAGGAGGCAAAACGCGUGGUUUCUGCUCUUAAACAACAAAAAGCCGAGAUUGAUUUCGAUCACUAUAGAAAUAUUUUAAAAAAUAAAGCGAUCGUAAACGAGGCUGAAAAAGUUUUAAACAGCUUUAAGCCGACAAAAGUUGAUCUAAAUGCACAAAUAAAAAUUGUUGAAACUUUUGAAGAAAAAGCUGCUACUUUGUCUAACAUGGAACACACGAGACCUUUCAAAGAUAUUAGUGUUGACGAAUUAGUUAAAGCUAGACCAGAUCUCAAUGACAUCGUUGAGAAAAUGGUUAAAAAAGGACGUUGGACAGUUCCUGGUUACGAAGAAAAAUUUGGAUAUUAA
Molecule: messenger RNA, 453 nt
Organism: Scutellospora calospora
Lineage: Eukaryota; Fungi; Glomeromycota; Glomeromycetes; Diversisporales; Gigasporaceae
Source: the annotation of a GenBank genome assembly